Anopheles maculipalpis is the source of this 1051-nucleotide messenger RNA. It is a transcript of the gene twf, whose product is annotated as twinfilin. NCBI's taxonomy places the organism in Eukaryota, Metazoa, Arthropoda, Insecta, Diptera, Culicidae. Bases 13 to 1044 code for a protein of 343 amino acids. Gene Ontology annotation, cellular component: myofibril; cytoplasm; actin filament. Gene Ontology annotation, biological process: regulation of lamellipodium assembly; barbed-end actin filament capping; actin filament depolymerization. The transcript has 4 exons. The record is from RefSeq and is a predicted model, not a curated record. Gene Ontology annotation, molecular function: actin monomer binding; actin filament binding.
UUCUACGAAGGCAUGUCGCACCAAACUGGCAUUAAGGCAAACGCCGAGCUGUUGAAGUUUUUUGGCAAAUGCAAGGAUGGAAAGACCAGAGUGCUUAAAGUUUCUAUCGAGAAUGAGGAACUACGGCUGGUGAGUCACAGUGAUGUGAAGCGCGACUGGGAAAAGGACUACGAUACGUUGGUAAGACCACUGAUAGAAGAAAGUACGCCAUGUUACAUCCUCUAUAGAUUGGACUACAAAAUUCCAACCGGGUAUGCAUGGCUCCUGAUGAGCUGGGUGCCGGAAUCGGCCACGGUGCGGCAGAAGAUGCUUUACGCUUCGACCAAAGCAACACUGAAGCUCGAGUUCGGUUCGAGUCACAUCAAGGAAGAGCUCAACGCAACAUCCAAGGAAGAAACGACGCUACAGGGCUAUCAUAAGCAUAGGGUUGACUUCAGCUCGCCAGCACCGCUGACCAGUCGUGAGGAAGAGCUGGCUGAACUGCGCAAAACAGAAGUUAAAACAGAUUUCGGUAUAGACACCAAGCAACAAACGCUCGGUGGUAUCAACUGCCCAAUAUCGGAUGCGGUCGCACAAGCGCUACAUGAUAUGCGCCGUGGGGGCUACAACUAUCUCCAGUUUCGUAUCGAUCUCGAGGAGGAAAAGAUACACUUGGUCAAGGCGGACAAUAUCGAUCUGACUGGGCUACCGUUGCAAAUUCCGACCGAUCAUGCACGUUACCAUCUGUACAUUUUCAAACACCAUCACGAGGGAAACUAUCUGGAAAGUGUUGUGUUCGUCUAUUCGAUGCCAGGCUAUAGCUGUUCCAUCCGGGAGCGCAUGAUGUAUUCAAGCUGCAAGGGGCCAUUUUCUGCAACGAUCGAAAAGCAUGGCAUCCAGGUAGCGAAGAAACUGGAAAUUGACAAUGGUGCAGAACUGACCGAAGAGUUUCUGCAUGAGGAGCUUCAUCCGCGCAAGCUUAACCUUCGGCCACAGUUUUCAAAGCCGAAGGGCCCACCUAGCCGCGGAGCUAAAAGACUGACGAAACCACAGGCUGUCGAGUAAAAAAGGG